AUCCCCGCCCCCCCCAGUCCAGCUCCAGUGCUCCCAGUGUCAGACAUGCGUCCUCUCCCAGCAGCUUCCUCUGAGACGGAGAUGAGCCGAGGCAGCGCCGCCACGUCCUCGACCACCUCCACCUCAUAAGAGCUCACGUCAGCCAAGCGUCACUGUGAUCGUCAAUAUUUGCAUCCAAACAUGGCCUCAGUUCCUCCCGGGAUCCGCCUGCUGGUGUCCUUCGACAGGGACCAGUGGUACAGAGCUCUCACCUUCAUCCUCACCUUCCUGCUCUACACCAGCUUCCACCUCUCCAGGAAACCCAUCAGCAUCGUCAAGAGCGAGCUCCAUAAGAACUGCACAUCCCUCAGUGAGCUCGCCCCCAUCGCCUCCAGCGGCAGCGGCAGCCAUCAGCCUUCCCCGCCGUCUCUCCAUGCAGACAUGGACUGUAGCUGGAAGCCUUUCGAUAAAAGGAACUACAAGCAGCUGUUAGGAGCCAUGGACUACUCCUUCCUCUGUGCCUACGCUGUGGGAAUGUACCUCAGCGGCAUCAUCGGGGAGCGCCUGCCCAUCCGACUGUACCUCACGGUGGGCAUGCUGACCAGCGGCCUGUUCACCUGCCUGUUCGGGCUGGGUUACGUCUACAACAUCCACAGCUUGGGCUUCUACAUAUUUGUCCAGGUGGCCAACGGGUUGGUGCAAACCACUGGCUGGCCCAGUGUAGUGACCUGUAUCAGCAACUGGUUUGGAAAAGGAAGACGCGGACUCAUCAUGGGGUUGUGGAACUCCCACACCUCAGUGGGAAACAUCCUGGGCUCUCUGAUCGCCGGAUACUGGGUCUCCUCCAACUGGGGCCUGUCCUUCAUCGUCCCGGGGCUCAUCAUCGCUUUCAUGGGCGUCAUCUGCUUCCUCUUCCUCAUUGAGCAUCCAAACGACCUGAAAAGCAUACACGCUCCAAACCGUUCUCCCGGCAAGAGCCAGGUUCCCAACAAGAGUCGGAACGGUGUGAACGGACACACUGAGGUUUAUCUGCAGUACAAGGACAACAAAACUCAGGCGUGCUACUAUUACGAGGAUAGUGUUCAAAACAGGAAGAGCUACGACACAGAGCUGCUGCUGCCGAGGGAAAGCGUGUGCGUCCCCGUGCAGCCGGUCGUGGUGGUGAAGAGGGAAUCUGAGCCGUCCCCCAUCAGCUUCAUGGGAGCCCUGCGUAUACCAGGAGUGAUCGAGUUCUCUCUCUGUCUGCUGUUUGCCAAACUGGUGAGCUACACCUUCCUCUUCUGGCUGCCGCUCUACAUCACCAAAGCAGCUCACCUCGACGCCAAGAAAGCCGGAGAUCUCUCCACCCUGUUUGACGUGGGAGGAAUUGUUGGAGGGAUCUUGGCUGGUGUGAUCUCUGAUAAACUGGAGAAGAGAGCGACCACCUGUGCAGUCAUGUUGCUGCUGGCUGCUCCCACACUGUACGGAUUCUCCAUGAUCAGCGAGUUCGGUUUGGGGCCGACCAUCGGUAUGCUGUUAGUGUGCGGAGGCCUCGUCAACGGGCCGUACUCCCUCAUCACCACCGCAGUGUCAGCGGAUCUGGGCACCCACAAGAGCCUGAAAGGCAACGCCAGAGCGCUGUCCACUGUCACUGCCAUCAUCGACGGCACGGGAUCUGUAGGAGCAGCAGUGGGCCCCCUGCUGGCUGGACUGUUGUCUGCAGGCGGCUGGGAUCAGGUCUUUUACAUGCUGAUGACUGCCGACUUCUUAGCUCUGCUGCUUUUGCUACGACUCGUGACAAAGGAGCUGACCUCAAGUAAAUCCCGUCCCAUCUCUGCUGUAGAGUUGAAGGAGCACUGAGCACUUUGACUGUAUGGAAACCACUCGUCCAUAAUAAGCCUGACCCGGACUGUGGCUGCGACUGUAACUGGACUUAAUUAACCUCAUAUUACACACACACAUUGUAACAUACAACAUGUGUGUGUGUGGAGCUACUGCAGCAGAUUUCAGUCUGGAGGAUUCAUCUUUAAACACUCAACUUCCUGGCUUCGUCCUCAAGUUGAGCUCGAUUACUACAAUCCACUGAAAGGACUGUGGGAUGUGUAUAUAUAUAAAGCCUUACUUUCACGUGUAUAUUUGAGCUUAAAGAUAAACUAGUGACAUUAUUUAUGUUGGAUAGAAAUGUUUGAAACAGCAACUUCCAUGACGAAGACAAACAGUUUAUUUCUAAACUGUUUUACCCAACAAUACCAUUUUUAAUUUAUUAUAUCUAAACUCAGUGGUCCAUUGACCCUUCCUAAGCCCCGCCCCCUUUUUGCUCUGUGCUCCAAUCACAGUUGAGUAAUCCUCGGUCAUCCUUUCCUGUACUUAC
This is a messenger RNA of Morone saxatilis (striped sea-bass), 2329 nucleotides long. It is a transcript of the gene slc37a1, whose product is annotated as solute carrier family 37 member 1. NCBI's taxonomy places the organism in Eukaryota, Metazoa, Chordata, Actinopteri, Moronidae. Gene Ontology annotation, molecular function: glucose 6-phosphate:phosphate antiporter activity. The record is from RefSeq and is a predicted model, not a curated record. Gene Ontology annotation, cellular component: endoplasmic reticulum membrane. Gene Ontology annotation, biological process: glucose-6-phosphate transport; phosphate ion transmembrane transport.